Varanus komodoensis (Komodo dragon) is the source of this 4203-nucleotide messenger RNA. It is a transcript of the gene GCAT, whose product is annotated as glycine C-acetyltransferase. The transcript is spliced from 9 exons. Lineage: Eukaryota; Metazoa; Chordata; Lepidosauria; Squamata; Varanidae. Gene Ontology annotation, biological process: biosynthetic process; L-threonine catabolic process. The record is from RefSeq and is a predicted model, not a curated record. Gene Ontology annotation, molecular function: pyridoxal phosphate binding; glycine C-acetyltransferase activity. The coding region runs from base 1286 to 2443 and encodes 385 amino acids.
AAAGUCUUAAAAACAUUUUAACUUUAAUAUUUUUGUCAUGUAAGUCACACUAAUAAGUCAUGUUAUUCAUUUAUUAAUUUUGUAUAAAAGUCGCCUAAUAGCAUAAUUUGAUUUGAUUAACUCUCACUCUGGGAACCAUCAUAUAUGCACCUUUGGAAGUGCUCUUUUAAAAAUCAUGUGUGUGUCACCUUUGAUAGGUGUGAGAUACAAUCUGUAAACCAAAGAAAUCCUAUUUGUGUCCUGGAAUGAUGAGUAAUGCUAGGAUUUUUUUAAAAAAGCAUUUUCUGUUUUUUACAUGCACAAAAGGGUUGGAAUCAGCUUUAUUUAUUUAAAACAUCUGUAUGCCACCCAAUUGUGCCACAGCACCUCUGGGCAGCUCACAACAAGUCGUAGUUAGAAUAAAAUUAAUGAAAUCAGAAAUUUUCAAGUUAAUCACAUGGAAAUUGAGGAGUUUAUUUCAUUCAAAUGGUAGUGCUGUAUGAUAAAAAGCAGUUGUACAAUAUAAUUAACUUUCAAUAAAUAAUAAUAGUCUAGCCAAGAAUGAAGUUGAAACUGGUGUUGAAAGGAGAAGUGGCAGGGAGUGUUUACAUAGCUGGGAUAAUGUGAAAACAUGGGUUGUUGAUCUAGGAUUAAGAAAGAAUUAGAGGAAAAUACAAAGGGUUUUAAGUGUAGCAUGCAGCUAUGUUGAUCAAAGAAUGUAGCACUUACAGUGCAUUCUGGUUUGGCUAGUUUUUGAGCAUGCAUGCGUGAGAGCACGUUGGCACAUUUUCUUCAGAUUCCAACAACAACAAGGCUAUUCAUUUGAACAUUUUGUUCUAUUAAAUUGUGCUGUCAAAUUUUGAGGACCCAGUGGGGACUAAUUUGGAUGGUAAACUUUGUAUCAUUGACUUUGAGACUUUACAUGAUUGGGCUAAUAGAUGCUUAUAGGCAAAAUAUCAACCUUAGAAUAAAUAUCAAUUAUUUUAUUUCUUUGUAUCUUUUCAUCCUAUAUGGGAUUCCAGAGAUGCUUAUAAAUUAAAAUAAAACAUGCAAUGUCAUUAGGACCAUGCUGCUAUGUUUGGGGAUGGUCUGUCUUGGGACAUGGCAGUUGGUGAGACAGUCUCAGGUCCUUUCUCCUAAAGGACAGGGCAGAAUAUGUGCAGUUUGGGGCACUGAACUCCAAGAAGGACAUAGCCAACUUGGAAUAAGGUCUGAGAACAGCAACAAAGAUGUUUAGCAGUAUAGAAAACAACCCUUGUGAGAUGUAGAAAGUUUGUAAGGUCUUCAAUCCAUUGCAUUUUAGGAGAUGUGCAGUUAUCCUUUCAGUGCUGCAACAACAGUCUUUUCAUUGUCAGAAGAUCAUGGAGAAUCCAUUUCUGUGGCUAUGCAUUCACUUCCAGAUAUCCUAAAUUUUUGUGCCAACAAUUACCUUGGACUCUCAAGUCAUCCAGAAGUGAUCCGUUCUGGACUGGAUGCCCUGAAGAACUAUGGUGCUGGCCUGAGUUCUGUCCGUUUCAUCUGUGGAACACAGAAUAUACACAAGGAUCUCGAGGAGAAGAUUGCUUGCUUCCACCAGAGAGAAGAUGCGAUUCUUUAUGCCAGCUGCUUUGAUGCCAACGCUGGAAUCUUUGAGGCACUGCUGACCCCUGAAGAUGCAGUCCUGUCAGAUGAAUUGAAUCAUGCCUCCAUCAUCGACGGGAUCCGGCUUUGUAAGGCCAAUAAGUAUCGUUACAAACACAUGGAUAUGCAGGACCUGGAAGCCAAGCUGCAGGAUGCACAAAAAUACCGUCUGCGGAUGGUGGCAACUGAUGGGGCAUUCUCCAUGGAUGGUGACAUUGCCCCCUUGAAGGAAAUCUGUAACCUCUGUCAGAAAUACAAAGCCAUUGUUUUUGUGGAUGAGUGUCAUGCUACUGGAUUCCUUGGGCCCAAUGGACGGGGCACUGAUGAGCUCUUGGGAGUGAUGGAUCAAGUCACUGUAAUCAACUCGACACUUGGGAAGGCGCUUGGGGGAGCAGCAGGUGGGUAUACAACUGGCCCCAAGGCACUCAUUGACCUCCUGCGCCAACGUUCUCGGCCUUACCUCUUCUCCAAUAGCCUGCCUCCUGCUGUUGUGGGAUGUGCUUCCAAGGCUCUGGAUCUUCUCAUGGAGAGCAAUGCCAUUGCACAGUCCAUGGCUGCCAAGACUGCACAGUUCCGAAGCAAGAUGGCAGCAGCUGGAUUCACCAUUUCGGGCAAUAAUCAUCCAAUUUGUCCUGUGAUGCUGGGUGAUGCUCGGUUAGCCUCAGUGAUGGCUGAUGACAUGCUGAAGAGAGGCAUCUAUGUCAUUGGAUUCAGCUACCCCGUGGUGCCCAAGGGAAAAGCUCGUAUCCGGGUGCAGAUCUCUGCAGUUCACAGUGAAGAGGAUAUUGAUCGAUGUGUGGAAGCCUUCACUGAAGUGGGCCGCAAACACGGAGCCUUGCCUUGAAUGGCUGAAGACGGAACAUGAGUUGUGCCUUUUGGAACAUGGAACCGCAAAGGAGCAAUGCUACUUUUCAGAGAGAUAAAGGUGGCUUUGAAAGAGGGAUCACUUCUUUUUCAAAGGAUUCUUCAUCUCUCUGAGAAGUAGCAGUAAUUUUUGUGUGGGAGGGGUAUACUCAGCCCAUGUUUACUUGUGGUCAGACAGGUUUUUCUUUAGCUACCAAAACUGCCUUUUUCAACUAAAUGUGUCAGUGGAAUGAAUGACGUACACCUCACUACUCUCUUAAACUGCUUCAGUGCUUCUUAGUUCAGACAACAUGAUCAUCCACAAGCCCCACCACAACGUUCAUAGAAUUAGUCUUAGACUAAGCAGGUGUACUUGUCCUAAAAUCAACAGAUAAUAUACAAGCUCCUUUCCAGUGGCGCUUAGAUCUUGUUUAAGACAUCUGGAUGGGCCCCAGAGCCUGCACUCUUCUGGUUCUCAGCAUAUGCUUUAGUGGCCAUGGCAUCACAGGUAUUUCUAAAAGCCUUGAAUGCAAGGCUGGUCAUAAGGUGCAGUGAGGUUAGUCACCAUAAGCAGGGGGUGCAGAGGCAGCUUCUCCCCCCCCCCACAUUUCUCUCUGUUGGAGGACAGAGCUGUGUGUUCCAGGUAGCCUUCUCUGCCCCCCAUGCAUUAUCCUGUUGUCUUCCGGUGCAGUGAAGGACAUUGUUCUUUCAGCAGUCUCAACAUAACAUUCAUCUGCCAACAUCUGUAAAUGGAAUGGAGAAUGUAUCAUUUUGUCCUUCAUCUCCUGUUUAACAGCCCUGGCUGCCUAUCCUGGCCCUGUUCUGCAGAGUUCAAGGCAGCAGGAUGGAAGUGAUAAUUUGCACUACUUGAAAAAAGUAUUCUUUUGAAAACCACCAUUUUGCUUUGGUCUGAUCGCUAGAGGGCAGCUUUGGAACAAUCUGAUUGUGUUGCUCAUGCACAAGCGAAGAAGAGACAAAAGAACAUGCAAGAGCUAAGCUGUCUCAGUAUUUGAUUACACUUAAUUAUAUGAGCCUAUCAUUUUGAUGUAUUCAUGGCUAUUACAAUGCACCACAGAAUGCUAAAAGAAGCUCAACCAGCUUUGCGGUUCUCUGUAUCCUAGUAGCUAGUUUUGCAAUAUAAUCAGAUUGCAAAAGGAUGAUGGAGAGAGAAGCAAGAAUGUUCUUCUUGAAUGUUUCUUUUUAACUUAUAUCGGGGGUAGCCAACUUGGUCCUUCAAAUGUUUUGGCUGACAGCUCUCAUCUGGCCUAACUAGCAUCAUCAAUGAUGAGAGUUUUGGGCAUCCUACAGAUAGUUCUGGUGCACAAAGCUGCCCUACAUUAGAAAAAAAAAACUCCUCUUUCACACAUGCUGCAAAGUGGAGUAGGAUCAAACUCAACACAUUCGUUCAAUGCAUCCUGCACACUGUGAGAGAGAGACAUCGCAGGAAGCAUAAUGCUACAGUGAGAGUGGUAAGGAGAUCUAUGUCCUUCAGAUCAUGUUAGAGAUAAGUUCCAAUCAACUUCAGCCAUCAUGACCACUGGCAAGGAAUACUGGGGGUCAAUUGUCUAACAUCUGGAGGGCUCCAAGUUUCCUGUCUCUGAUUUAAGCAUAUCCAUUGCAAUAUGUCAUACCCCUUCUUUCUCAAUAUAAGCUAUUAUGAACAGCCCAUAAAAGGUGGGUAUCAGUCUGCAAAAAAUACCAGCAGGCAUGUGCAAAUUAACACAAUUGCAAGGUUUCAAAUAUACAGCUUUUUAAAAAACA